Molecule: messenger RNA, 759 nt
Organism: Rodentolepis nana
Lineage: Eukaryota; Metazoa; Platyhelminthes; Cestoda; Cyclophyllidea; Hymenolepididae
Source: the annotation of a GenBank genome assembly
AUGAAAAUUACUGCUAAUGAAGAAAGAUCGCCAAAAGCUGAUGCGGAUGACCCUGAUAAUCCAGAUGACCCUGAUGAUCCAGACGACCCUGAUGAUCCAGAUGACCCUGAUGAUCCGGAUGAUCCAGAUGACCCUGAUGAUCCAGAUGAUCCAGAUGACCCUGAUGAUCCAGACGAUCCAGAUGACCCUGAUGAUCCAGAUGAUCCAGACGAUCCAGAUGACCCUGAUGAUCCAGACGAUCCGGAUGAUCCAGAUGACCCUGAUGAUCCAGACGAUCCUGAUGAUCCAGAUGACCCUGAUGAUCCAGACGAUCCGGAUGAUCCAGAUGACCCUGAUGAUCCAGACGAUCCUGAUGAUCCAGAUGACCCUGAUGAUCCAGACGAUCCGGAUGAUCCAGAUGACCCUGAUGAUCCGGAUGAUCCAGAUGACCCUGAUGAUCCGGAUGAUCCUGAUGACCCUGAUGAUCCGGACGAUCCGGAUGAUCCAGAUGACCCUGAUGAUCCAGACGAUCCGGAUGAUCCAGAUGACCCUGAUGAUCCAGACGAUCCUGACGAUCCAGAUGACCCUGAUGAUCCAGAUGACCCUGAUGAUCCAGAUGACCCUGAUGAUCCAGACGAUCCGGAUGAACCAGAUGAACCUGAUGAGCCGGACGGGUCUGGAGUACCAUGCUGUAAUCUUCCAUUCGAGUCUCUUCCUGAUUUGAUCAAAUAUCUUUAUCCACAGUAUUCGCGGUGUGUCGACGCCUACUUUACUGAAUAA